AUGAGCCACUUGGUAUUCAAAUAUGCGACCUUAACACUUCUAACUGUCCGUGAGAUUGCCAUAUUUUCACCACCAUAUGCGGAGUUGUCGUGGUGUCUAGAUGAGCUGCCUCUCAUGUUGGAAACCAAGGCUCGCUUUAUUCCCAUAUUUUGUGAUGUGAAGCCUUUUGAACUCCGCUACCCUGACAAGGGAGUUUAUGCAGCUGCAUUCACCAAACAUGAAGAAAAGGGGAGAUUCAGCAAGGAGAGACUUGACCAAUGGAAAGCAUCCCUCGAGUCUUCUUCACUCAUUUCUGGCUAUGAAUUCAACACAUCUCAUGAUAAUGUCGAGAGACUGUGUACAGAGAUUGCCUUGGUUGUCCAACAAGAGGCUGUUGGAAAGAUAUUUAAGGGAGUUGGAAGUCAUUUGAAAGGUCUCCAUGCGGAUGAGGCAGCUUCGACAAGUACAUCAGCAAUGUUGAAGAAAUCAAGUCUUCUGCCAAGAGAUUCACAUCCAGUGGGGAUACAUUCCAAAGUUGAACACAUGGUAGGCUUGUUGGAAGACACAGAAGUUCAAGUCAUAGCCGUGUUAAAUUUGCAAGAUGAUAUAGCCUCCCACAUAGGUGUAAAUAGUAAAAGUGUAAGUGAAGAGAGAGUGGCUGAAUUGAUUCAUGACCAUCUCCAAGGGAAAAGAUCUCUCAUUGUGCUGGAUGAUCUUUGGAUGCUUUCUACUAAAAAUUCUCUGAUUGAUAAACUUGGUUUCCUGGCCGAUAAACAUUGUAAAAUUGUGGUUACCACAAGAAAUAGGCAGGUUGCUCUAAAUUCUAGUGCUCAAAUCUAUGAGAUGAAAACUUUGUCAGAUGAAGACAGUUGGAUGCUGUUUUGUAUCUAUGCAUUUCCAAAUAGUACAGGAAAUAGAGCACCACAACACAGGGAAGAGGAGGGUCUGAAGAUUGUAGAGCAAUGUGGAAAUUUACCUCUUGCUAUCAAAAUGAUAGCAGCAUCUUUGGCCAACACCACGCUUAAAAAUUGGGAGUGGAAGCACAGUCAGCUGGAAAGAGUAGUCCCACUGGAGAGCAUGACACUGUCAUGGAGAUACUAA
Molecule: messenger RNA, 1080 nt
Organism: Cryptomeria japonica (Japanese cedar)
Lineage: Eukaryota; Viridiplantae; Streptophyta; Pinopsida; Cupressales; Cupressaceae
Product: TMV resistance protein N-like
Exons: 4
Coding region: 1-1080 (359 amino acids)
Biological process (GO): defense response; signal transduction
Molecular function (GO): ADP binding
Source: RefSeq, a predicted model, not a curated record